Molecule: messenger RNA, 1302 nt
Organism: Tetranychus urticae (two-spotted spider mite)
Lineage: Eukaryota; Metazoa; Arthropoda; Arachnida; Trombidiformes; Tetranychidae
Molecular function (GO): UDP-glycosyltransferase activity
Source: RefSeq, marked provisional
AUGAAAAUUGCUUUGAUCCCUAUGACCAGUUCUGGUCGCAUAAAUAUCUGCCUUACAUUGGCCCAUAAGCUGGCAAAAUUUAAUCAUGAAUGUGUCCUGAUAUUGCCUAGUAAUUGGGCUCAGAUGGUCAAAUCAGCAGGAUUUAACGCAGAAACAUUUGACCAAGAGGAGGAAAACCAAGGAGAUGUUAGAAAGUCAAGUUCAUCAUUCGUUACACAACAAGCUGCUAUUUUCAAGCUACCAGCAGUUCAGCAAUUUCCACUAGUUGGUGCCUUUGGAUUCAAGAGUUGUGCUGAUACAGUUGAAAAAAAUAAUGAGCAAUAUGCCGAAGCAAUUAAACGAGUUCAGCCAGAUUUGAUUAUAUUUGACUACUGGACAACUGUUCCUGCUAUAGUUCAUUCUGGUGUACCAUACGUUUUAUUAUUCUCAUGCAGUCCUUUGAUGGUUUAUUGGCAAUACAAUGCUCCUCCAUUUUCAAGUGGACUUGCUAAAGGUGAUGAUGUCAAAUUGAUAAAUGAGACUCGAGAAAUUUUUAGUAAAGCUAUCGAGCCAGUCAGGAAUAAGUUUGAUGAAUACUUGAAAAGUAAAGGCAUAGUAAUUGAGAAUCGUCUGGACUUUUCACUUGUCGGCCAAUCACCUUAUUUAAACAUCUAUCCAUAUCCAAGUGACUUGGAUUACCAAGAGUUUGGACCAGUUCCAGAUAAAUGGUUUCGUCUUGAUCACAUGGUAAGGGAAGUUGAUGACAGUCCAUUAGGUAUACCAGAUGAAUCUUGGUUAAAUCCUUCAAGUAAUGGCGACCAAAAGUUGAUACUCUUCUCUCUCGGAUCAAUGGUAACUGCAUAUGUAGAUCUAAUGAAACGUCUUAUUUCCAUUCUGGCUUCAUCACCUCACCGUUUUAUAGUAAGCAAGGGUGUUAAUCAUGAAUCCAUUGAUUUGCCAAGUAAUAUGGUGGGAGGUAAAUAUUUAAACCAGAUGAAAAUUAUACCUAAAGUUGAUUUAGUGAUACAUCAUGGAGGGAAUAGUACAUUUGUAGAGACUCUUUAUUUUGGUAAACCUUGCAUUAUCUUACCAGUUUGUGGUGAUCAAUUUGAUAAUGGACGUCGUGUUGUUGACAUGGAGAUUGGCGCUUCAUUCAAUCCUUUUGAAGUCACGGAAGAAGAACUGUUAAAAGCUAUUGAUAAUAUAGUAAACUGUCCAAAGAUCAACGAAAAGGUUCAAAAGAUUGGACAUAAUUUACGGAAUACUCCUAGUUUUGUUCAAUUAAAUGAGAAACUAGAACAAAUUGUUGCCAAUCAAAAAUGA